Sinocyclocheilus rhinocerous is the source of this 1332-nucleotide messenger RNA. Its product is annotated as tRNA pseudouridine(38/39) synthase-like. Bases 117 to 1151 code for a protein of 344 amino acids. The transcript is spliced from 6 exons. NCBI's taxonomy places the organism in Eukaryota, Metazoa, Chordata, Actinopteri, Cypriniformes, Cyprinidae. Gene Ontology annotation, cellular component: nucleus; cytoplasm. Gene Ontology annotation, biological process: tRNA pseudouridine synthesis; mRNA pseudouridine synthesis. Gene Ontology annotation, molecular function: RNA binding; pseudouridine synthase activity. The record is from RefSeq and is a predicted model, not a curated record.
ACGGGCGUCCUUACGGAAGCCAAUGCACCCUGCUGGGUUUAAAAGUUACUCUUUAGAAUUUAUAAUUUCGCUAUUUUAAUGACGCUUCGGGAAGGAUAUCUGUGUUUGUUGUAAUCAUGUCAGAAGAAGUCCUGCUGGCUCGUGUGAAGGCUUUGGAGGAAGAGGUGGAGAGACUGAAAGCUCAGCUGAAAAUAGAGAGAGAUGGAGCUGGGACAGAGGAGAGGACUCAAACAUCAGCCAUUCUCCAAACAGAGAGCUCCAAACAUCAGGAAGGUGGAGAGAACCGAUCCAAACAGAAGAAACAAGGAGCAGAGAGGCCCUUCGACUUCUCUGCCUAUCCUCGCAGACAUGUGGCACUGCGGCUGGCGUAUCUCGGCUGGCAAUAUCAGGGCUUCGCUGUCCAGGAAAACACAGACAACACCGUUGAAGCCCGGCUUUUUGAGGCACUGCUGCAGACUAAACUGAUCCAGGACCGACAGACCUCCACCUAUCACCGCUGCGGCCGCACAGAUAAAGGAGUCAGUGCUUUCUCUCAGGGUUCUCACAAACUCUAUGUCUUCCAGGUCAAAGGUCUUGCUUUCCUCUAUCACCAGGUUCGCUGCAUGAUGGCUUUGCUGUUGCAUAUUGGACAGAAGCUUGAAGCUCCAGAAAUCAUUGAUCAGCUGCUGGAUGUGGAGAAAAACCCAAGGAAACCUCAAUACAGUAUGGCGGUGGAUUACCCUUUGGUGCUGUAUGACUGCCACUUCGAGGGUGUGAAUUGGAGGAAUGAAACGGAGGAGGAGAACCACGUCCUGAACUCUCUGCACCAACACUGGGUUCAGAACGCAGUGAAAACCCAAGUUCUGCUUGGCAUGAUCCAAGGCCUUCAGAAAACAAACCCAGAGAUGACAUCUCUGCAUUGUUGGCUCAUGGAGGGCUCCAGGCAGAGGAAGUACCAGCCUCUUCUGGACCGGCCGCGCUGUGAGAGUUUGGAGUCCAGGAUCCAGCACUUCGUGAAGAGAGGAAGACUGGAGCAAGAAGAAGGAGAGAACGGGGAGGAGACGACUGUUUUCAGGGGGAAAAGAUCAAAACAUUCCCAUCUGACAACAACAAACCAAAUCCAGGAGCAAAACCAUGGAGCAAAAACCGAGGUGCCUAUUACAAAACCUUAAAACAUACUGUGCAAAAUAAUAUGAAUAAUAUGAAUUUAACUUUGUUCUCUUAGCAGCACAAUUACUUAAUUUUCUGUUUUGCCAAAGAAACUCUUUUAUUAAAGGAUUGCUCCAUGUGUUCUGAUCGUGUGUGAAUUUGAAUUUGAAAUGAGAUGAUAUUGCUCAUAUAUAUAUAUAUAUA